Molecule: messenger RNA, 3354 nt
Organism: Laetiporus sulphureus 93-53
Lineage: Eukaryota; Fungi; Basidiomycota; Agaricomycetes; Polyporales; Laetiporaceae
Exons: 6
Coding region: 88-3225 (1045 amino acids)
Source: RefSeq, a predicted model, not a curated record
UGCGACUCUUCAGUGGGCAGUAGGCAGACAGCACACUCAUCUUCUCUUUCUCUCCUCUCCACAUCGCAUAUCAGAAUAUCUAUCCACAUGUCGAGCAUGCAAGAUUCGCCAGAUAUCGAUCAAGUGACUUCCUACCUUUCUCAGCUCAGUCUGAAAGAUAGCGCAUCUUCUGGAAGCGUAGAGGCCGAGUUGCCACCUGACCUCAAAGUGCUAUGGGAGUCUGGGAGAAUUUAUCUCAAGGACAGUCUCGAAGAUGGAGCUGGAAGUGGCAGAAGAUUUCUCAACUCUGCAUACCGUCACAUUCUAAAUUCAAGUCUCCCGCGCGAUAGUAUUCCCCCUGGACUGCGGGCAGCUCUAUUCCAGGAUGGUGGCGCGAAUGGUUGGCAGAGACGCCAGCCCCUGCCAAACAAUCAACUGGACGAACUGAUGCUCAAGACCGAUAUCACGACAUUUCUUCUAUGUGCCUGUGAACGCGAACAGCCGCCUGCCGCGAUUGAGACGAUAGCCGAGCAGCAAAAGCGACUGGACGAGGCCUUCCAUGUAAAGUUCCGCGGACGCUUCGAUGAACUCUUUGUAGAAGCCUUGGACAUUUAUGCGAAAAUAUACGACAACGAUAUAUACUACGGUCGCAUGAUACCCUUCGUUCAAGCUAGCGGAACAGGAAAGACUCGUUUGGCGUGGGAGCUAGGGCAUCGGAUGCCUGCAUUCUGUGUUUGUUUCCGAGAGGACGAACUGCCAACCUCAGGAUGGCCUCCUCGUGACGUCAACCGAAAGUUCUUUGAUGGGCUCGAUGGGCCGUCCACCUUCCUGGCAGAGGAGAAGGCGGCUGCUUUUCUCGGUGCGCUCGUGGAGGUCUUGCAUAAAACAGCACCUGCCGAUCUGGAGGGCUGGAUCAAAGCCUGGUCUAUCGAAAAUCCAACCGAUCUCGACGGUUCAAGUCGCCACAGUCACUUUGAAGAUGUGAAAAAACUUACGACAGAGCGGCUGACUGCGUUCAAGGAGGAAUUGUUUACCUUGAGAUCAGAGCACAACAUCACUGUCAGCACUGAUGCAGCGGAAGCUGAUGACAACGCCGGAGAUGAAGAAUCCGGAACCAGCGUCACCCGCUGGCACCAGCAUUUGUUCAGAAUUCUCGCGAAGCCGGCUUUCGAUAAGCUCGCGGACUCUGUGCAACGUCUAGGGUAUCAGAGGUUCCUUCUAAGUCUCGACGAGUGUACAGAACUCAACGAUCCCGCCCUGCUUCGCGGUCCGAAAGGCCCGAGAGGUCCUCAGCGAAAGAUGUCGCUCAUCGCUCUUCAGCGGAUCAUCAAGGCCGCAGACGAAUUUAGCUUCCCGCAUGGCAUCCAAUUUUGGUAUAUGCUCUUGGACACGAACUCCUCCGUGUAUGAACUCGCUUCUUCUGGGCCAGACGCGUCCUCGUUUCGCUUAACGAGUGCACUUAAACCCUUGCCUGUGUUUUGUUACGUCGAUUUCGACCAAAUGCGUUACGAAAACAAGCAAGAUGACAAGCGAGGUGGCAAGCGAGGUGGCAAGCAAGAUGACCAGCAAGAUGGCAAGAUCAUAAAUGCGGAAGACGCUCUUCUGAUCUCCUUCCUUGCAACGUUGGGCCGGCCUUACUGGUAUUCCCUUCGCAACACUCCAGAAGUUGUGCGUGCUGCGAUCAAGAAGCUAAUCUACAACGAUGCAUUCGAUCCGGCAAACCCUGAUCAUGUGUUCGCCAUCUUUGCAAACCGUAUCGUGCUGGAACUGAGCAAUACGUCGCAUUCGAGCCGGAUCGCUAUAAAUGCCGUACGCAGUCACAUGCGCCUCCUCACCGAUGUCCAUGAUGCGUUCAUCAUCACCGAGGCGCCGUCGGAACCUAUGCUUGCCGUCGCUGCUGCACAAAUCCUCAAUGAAAAUUCGCAGAACUACGCCAAAGCGUUGGACACACUGAUGCGACGACUCAUCAUCGACGGGGUCGUGACUGAUCGAGGGCGACAAGGUGAAUUAUCCGUCAGGCUCUUGCUCACUCUCGCGCGGGACAAGGCGACGCUCCCGGAUGGAGGAAAGUUUGUGGAUUCCACAGAACCUACUCGGCGCGCUGUCCGUCCUGUAAAACUGUCAGACUUCCUAAAGACCUUGCUUGGCAAAGACCUCGGCAUCAAGAUCCAGAACACCACUGAGGAGGCCACCACUGAGGCGGCUGAGACUGAGGAGCCCACGACUGAGGAGCAUGAGGAGGUUAAGGAAGCUAAGGAGUCCACGAUUGAGGAGGAUGAGGAGCCCACGACUCAGAAAACCAAGGCUCAGAAGGCCAAGGCUCUGAAGGCUCAGAAGGCGAAGGCUCUGAAGGCCAAGGCUCAGAAGGCGAAGGCUGACGCUCAGAAGGCGAAGGCUGAGGCUCAGAAGGCUAAGGCUGAGCAGGCCAAGGCUGAGAAGGCCAAAGCUGAGAAGACCAAGACUGAGAAUGUCAGGCGUCUUUUAAAAGGUGCAGAAAAAGUUUGGAUAAACUUUACUCACUGGAUCCAAACCCCCGAAGAGAUCUCUGUCAUCACUCUCGAGUGGCUUGCUGAGCUGUGGUUCCGAGGUGCCGCCGUACAGUGCACCCAUAAUCAGGCGUUGCUCGAUAUGCUGUUUGUAACAUACAGCGGAGACCUGAGCAAGCCUUUCGACAAGAAGAAGCUCGGAUAUGCCAUCAAACAGAUCAAGGCGCGAACGGAUGCAUCUGGAUCAAAGCUAGUUGCUGGACUGGCGGGCCCUAUCAUAGAGACCACUAACGCGUCAGGCGAGGCUGUGCGAUAUAAACCCGAGAACUACGUCGCAAUUUUCAUGGAUUUCGCUUCCGAGAGUGCCAUCGGACACGCUGGGGGGCCUCGCGUUGCUAUCGAAUUUGGGAAACCUGACAUGCAGAAGCACAGCAACUGGAUAGGGUACCUUGGGCCCGAGGAGCCGGAACGAUACUGCCUCAACAUCCGAGGGCACGAUAGUCAGGUUUACACCGUGAUCACCCCGGAAUUCAAGGAACAGUUUGAUCUUCUGUUUGCACAUGCGAUUGCUCCGAGUGGGCCCUUUGAGAAGUACGCGCACGCCAUGAAAUCGGCUAUGGAUCCUAUCUCGUCGAGACUGCAUAUCAACCCUGUGUCGUUGAAGGCCGAGAAGAAAGCGGAAAGGGCGCCGGAGAAGGCGCCGGAGAAUGCGAAGGCGGCGAAAGGGAACUCGAAGUCGGGAGGAUCGAGCAGUAAGUGAGUGUGGGGCUAAUGAUUCGAUUGUCUGAUGAUGGCUGCUGCGAAUGAUGACCCCAGUUAGUCCGUGGAGGACAUGAUCAGUCUUGUAUUCUCGCAAUGUAACGUUACUUUGGAUUGUGCUCUGGAUUGU